Eurytemora carolleeae is the source of this 532-nucleotide messenger RNA. RefSeq lists its product as uncharacterized. The transcript is spliced from 4 exons. The coding region runs from base 46 to 477 and encodes 143 amino acids. Lineage: Eukaryota; Metazoa; Arthropoda; Copepoda; Calanoida; Temoridae. The record is from RefSeq and is a predicted model, not a curated record.
CAAAAAUGCAGAGUACAAGAUUAAACUAAAACAAAAACUACAAUCAUGAAGAAAUACACAAUUUUUCUGCUUAUUAUUUUAUCAGGUUUUGGAAUUGCUAAGGGACGAGAAAGCAUACUGGAACCUAUUAGAUGCUACAUCGGCACAUGUGAAGGGAACACUGCCUUUGAAGACUGUAGGAAUGAAAGACUUAUUGCUGAGUGUCCUAAAGAUCAAGCAUAUGACAGCUGUCAAACCAGCGUAAAUGUUAAAGCAUAUGGAAAGAUAACGGUGACGAAAGGUUGCGCUUUAAGUCCUUGUUCAAUGCCUGAGAUACAUGGAAACGAUGAUGAAAAAGACGAAUGUGAACGAGAAAAGUAUAACGACUCUUAUACUUGUAACGUAUGCUGUAAAAGAAACGAGUGCAAUUUUGCAAACUUGUAUAAAAUUUCCCUUUCUUUAUUUUUAGUAAAUCUUUCAAUGAUUCAUUUGUUUUAGUUUGUAUUUAGAUUAUAUUUAAUGUUGAUUAAAAAAUAAAAUUUGAAAUAUUGAA